Molecule: messenger RNA, 2149 nt
Organism: Toxorhynchites rutilus septentrionalis
Lineage: Eukaryota; Metazoa; Arthropoda; Insecta; Diptera; Culicidae
Product: CLIP domain-containing serine protease B15-like
Exons: 3
Coding region: 647-1993 (448 amino acids)
Biological process (GO): proteolysis
Molecular function (GO): serine-type endopeptidase activity
Source: RefSeq, a predicted model, not a curated record
UUAUCCGCGGUGACAUUGCCACUUAAAAAGUAUUAAAGCUGAUGAUUUGCUUCAGAAAUGGGUCCAUUCCGUUGCGUCUUAGUUCGCACUUUGGUUAAAUUAAAUUUUUCAGUGACAGGUCGACCAGAGCUAGGGCGAUCUUUGACAUUAAAAUCUCCAGAACCACAUUAAAUUAACCACCUUCUUGUUAUUCAUUCACAUACAGUCGUAAAUUGGAUGUUUCUGCUGCGCGUUUGCCUUUUCAUUAGUAAAAAAAUCACAUAACGUAUUUCUUUGGAAAAUUACACUCAUUUUCGAAUCAAUUUCACUUUGAUUAUUUCUGCUUUGUUUACAAAGAGUAUAACCUAAAAUGUCAUCUUUUAGGUGCGUGUUCUUUUGACACAAUUGAAUUAGUGUUGCCUGAAAUGUGAUCAUCAAUACCAUCUAGUGAAAAUUCAUCACGAAUACAUUUUGAAUGACCCAAUAUUUUAUGUACGAGUAAAAUGUGUCAGAAGAAAAAAACAACAGGUAGACAAAACAAAUAUCCCAAACCCUUUUGUGCAGUUCGGAAAAUCCCACUUACCAGCAAAGCAGCGUCGAGGUAUAAUCGAAACCGGGUGUAUAUAAAGGAGUCGCAAGUUUAGAAAAUGCAUGGAUAUUGCAAAGUAUGAACAGUGGACACGUCAGUUUCCUGCCAUUCAGACGCUUCUGCGCAUUACUGGAAAAUAAUAUCUCCGAAGCCGCUUUGGAAAUGGAUUGCUUCUUGAUACUGUUUCUAUUUGUCAGAUUAACCGAAGGAGGAAAACUUUUCACUGCAGUGCCAACGUCACCUUGUCCUGAUGUUUUCACCUACCGAAAGGAUCUGCGAACAAACCAAAUCUUUGGCCACAUCAAAAUCAGCAAUCUUCAGAUCGGACAGAUUGCAACGUUGGACAUUAAUCUGCUACCAGCGCCACAUCAAGCCACAAUUGUCCCACUAAAGACCCUAGAGGAAAGUCUUAAUGACAUUUCGCAUGGGCUACCAAUCAAUUACCGCGUGAACUUCUCUCCUCUUUUACCACCACCGCGGAUACUUUCCAUUCAACUGAAUGAUAAAAUCAUUUGCGCCGCACAUCAUUCGCGGAAGUUAUCUACUGUUAUAAAUCUAAAUAAAACGAGUUUCCCGCGGAGACCCCAGCGGCAAUGGAAAUUGGUGACCCAAACAAUCAGGCCACAGUUCGUGCAACCUAUACGUGUUGCACCUGUGUCACAGUCAAACUUCGAUUGCGGGAAACCUUCGGACGCCUUCCUUUCUCAGAGUUCCAACAACGAGCUGCCCUGGAUAGUUCCUUUGUUCGAUCGCAUUAACCCACAGCAUCUACGUUACAUUUGUAGCAGUAUGAUUAUCACGAAGAACCAUCUCAUCACAGCCGCCCAUUGCGUGUAUGAAAACAAUGGAUACAUUCCUUCGGAAAGAAUCGUUGCCACUCCCAGAACGUACAGGAUCAACAUCAUUUCGGCUGAUAAUGUGAGGUUUGCCGCCAUCGAAGCAGUAAUCCCAAAUGAGGAGUACGAUGCCGCGGAUGAGCUGAACGAUGCAAACGUGGCCGUUUUGCGGUUAAGUGAAGCGCUGAUAUUCUCCGACCAUAUCAUCCCGAUCUGCUUGUGGCAAGGCGAUAACGAUCUUUCGAGAAUCGUCGGCCUCGAGGGUUUUGUGAUGGGAUGGGGCAGCUUCCCGUCAGUUGGAAGCCACUUCAAUACAACCAUCGUCAACAGGCAGCUGUGUAAUUUCAAUCUUGCCAAAGCGUAUCCAGAAAACGCCCGAAUUUUCUGUGGAGAAGUAGUAGAUCGUACAUCUUGCGUCGGAGAUUCCGGAAGUGGGCUGGUGUUGAGAAGUGGCGAUCAAUACUUCCUGCGAGGCAUCGUAUCGAGAGGACAGAUUGACCAUCUAACGCUCGAGUGUGACGACAUAAGGUUUGUGCAGUACACGGAUAUUGCCCCGUUCCGGUAUUGGCUCAAGAAGGUUACAAAUUAGCAGCUUUCUGUUUGUAUGGUGACCGUCAAAAGAUAAACAUGAAACCCAUUGUUGUUUGUGGUGUGUUUCUCUUAAUACAUCAAACACUAACAGGUUUUCGUUAGAAAUUGUAUUAGUAUCUAAGUUAUAUUCAAUAAAUACAUACACGUAUGGUUA